Messenger RNA from Cylicostephanus goldi, 225 nucleotides. Lineage: Eukaryota; Metazoa; Nematoda; Chromadorea; Rhabditida; Strongylidae. The record is from the annotation of a GenBank genome assembly.
AUGCUACAGGUGUGGACACCGGAUUCAAAAGCAGAGGGUGCUGCUAGAAUCUUAGUAGUCUUCGAGCAAUUAGAUGCAGAAGAAAGAAGAAAGAAAGAGUCUGUUGAGAAGGAAGGAAAGAAAGAAGAUGAGAAGAAGGAUCAGAAGAAAGAAGAGAAGAAGGAAGGUUUUGGCGAGAAGGAGGAGAAGAAAGAGGAUGAAAAGAAAGAAGAAAAGAAGGAUUAA